CGAAAGUCGAAACAACAAAAAGGCAAAGCAGAGAAGACAUAGAUAGACAUUGAAUUUGAACACACAAGAGCGAUAAUGAGCAGUGGAACUGGAAAAUUAGUGUGCGUAACAGGUGCAUCUGGCUACAUCGCUUCAUGGCUUGUUAAACUUCUCCUUCAACGAGGCUACACUGUUAAUGCUACUGUUCGUGAUCCCAAUGAUCCCAAGAAAGUAGAGCACUUGCGUUCACUUGACGGAGCCAAGGAGCGCCUUCAUUUGUUUCCUGCAAACCUGUUGGAGGAGGGCUCUUUUGAUGCUGCUGUGGAGGGUUGCGAAGGUGUUUUUCACACUGCUUCUCCCUUCUAUCAUGAUGUCAAAGACCCACAGGUCGAGUUGCUUGAUCCUGCUGUAAAGGGAACUGUCAAUGUUCUGAAUGCCUGUGCAAAAGCCUCAUCGAUUAAAAGAGUGGUUCUGACAUCUUCAAUGGCGGCAGUUUCUUACAAUGGAAAGCCUCUGACUCCAGAGGUGGUGGUUGAUGAAAGUUGGUUCUCUGAUCCCCAUUUCUGUAGAGAAUCAAAGAUGUGGUAUGUUCUCUCUAAAACUCUGGCCGAGGAAGCUGCCUGGAAAUUUGUGACAGAGAAGGGUAUGGAUAUGGUGACUAUAAAUCCAGCCAUGGUUAUUGGGCCAUUGCUACAGCCAACACUCAACACUAGUGCCGCAGCAAUUGCAAAAUUGUUUAACGGAGCCGAAAGCUAUUAUAACAUGACAUUUGGUUGGGUUAAUGUUAAAGAUGUCGCCACCGCACAUAUCCUAGCACUCGAAGUCCCUUCAGCUAGUGGAAGGUAUUGUUUGGUCGAAACUGUUGCACAUUACUCGGUGAUUGUGAAGACAUUAAAAGAGCUUUACCCUAAUGCCACUCUCCCAGAAAAAUGUGCCGAUGACAAUCCUCUCAGGCCACAAUACGAGGUCUCAAAGACAAAAACUCGAGGUUUGGGUAUUGACUACAUUCCUCUCAAAACCAGUCUCAAGGAGACCGUUGAAAGCUUGAAGGAGAAGAGAUUUAUCAGCAUUUGAGUCUCAUUUCAAUGAUAAAUAGCAAUUUAUUUAAGAAUCUUUGAUCAAAGUUUAUUAGUAAUUUCUAUUAGCAAUUCUCAGAAUGUUAUGUUCAUGAUUUCUGAUGAUUGAUCCUACCAAAAAAUUUCAUGAAUAAUAACAAGUAGCCAAAGAAAAGUGGCAUCUGUAUCUCAUGGAUUUUUAUCACUAAUCAAAUUUCUUUGGUCUUAUAGUGCCUUUUGCUUGUUAUGUGCUGUUUUGUUUGUUCCACUACCCCUUUUUUCCAAGAACAUUUUUACUUUUGCUCUAUUGAUAUUUGUGUACUUUUUUCACUUGUUAUAUACGUGUUUAUGUAAAGUUGUACAUGAUAUUUGAUAAUAAUCUUGUAUUCUUUUCACUCUCUUCAUAUUUUAUAUAUUUCUUUU
Amaranthus tricolor (Joseph's coat) is the source of this 1457-nucleotide messenger RNA. RefSeq names its product phenylacetaldehyde reductase-like. Bases 76 to 1053 code for a protein of 325 amino acids. Gene Ontology annotation, molecular function: oxidoreductase activity, acting on the CH-OH group of donors, NAD or NADP as acceptor. The transcript has 6 exons. Lineage: Eukaryota; Viridiplantae; Streptophyta; Magnoliopsida; Caryophyllales; Amaranthaceae. The record is from RefSeq and is a predicted model, not a curated record.